Messenger RNA from Miscanthus lutarioriparius, 1086 nucleotides. The record is from the annotation of a GenBank genome assembly. NCBI's taxonomy places the organism in Eukaryota, Viridiplantae, Streptophyta, Magnoliopsida, Poales, Poaceae.
AUGGACAGCGGCGCGGGCGCAGGCCAGAGGAGCGCCUCCUCACGGCGCGCCUGGAGAUGGACGGCGCCGAGGGCGUCCACCGCGGCCACCCACGCGGCCACAGCUGGUCGGAUGGCCACCCGCCCUGGCCGUCGCAGACCCCCAGGCCGGACCCCGCAGCCACCCAGGCCGACCGGCGCGGCUACAUUCGGCCGCCCUCCCUUCCAUCCCGGGCGCCCAGCUGCUGUGUUCUUCCAAGUUGCUGGAGCCGCCGUGUUGGCCGAGGUGCCAUUGGGAUAUCACCGAAGAGCAGAACAAGUACCUGAAUCUCGCCGAACAGAGAAGCAUCUCGACGAUCAGAACAAGUACCUGAUCUCGCCGAGCAGAGAAGGUCCUGAUCUUGCCGUACACACCUCACCUUCAAAUUCUGAUCUCGAGCUGAGCACGAACCAAAUCUUCUCGACAUACACACGAUCGACAAGAUUUUUGGAAUCAGAUAGAAAGUUAAAUGUUGAUCCAUUGUCUUCAUUAGAUUUGUUGGAAUUAGAUAGAAAGAUAAUUAGUGAUUCAUUACCUUCACCUGCAUCUCCAACCAUCCUUACAUUAUCUCCAAAUCUUGAGUCGGAAGAUAAGCAAGCGAGUGAAUUAGAUGAUGAUAAGCAAUUAGAAGAAAACAAACAGAUCAUAGUUGAAGAUAAGCAGAUGGCUGAAAUAGAUGAUGAUGAUAAACAGCAUGAAGAGCAUAAACAGAACAAAGUUGCUUGUUCCAUGUGUAUUUGGCCCAAUUGUAUGCUUGCUGGUUCAACGCUUCAUAUGUUACUGAAGAAAAGGAGUUAUGCCUACAAGUUCUUAAGUAGCAGGCUAGGGGGAGAACCCCUUAAGCUUGGUAAACCCUAUAAUGCAAACAGAGUUCCAAACAAAAAUACUGACUCAAAGACAUCAUCGGAGGCUGAGUGUGUUCACUGGGAGCAUGAAGCUGGGCCCUUGCUAGAAGCCGAACUCAAGUCUGCUGCUCCGAAUGAUCCUCUCAUCGGCGAGCCAGCAGUGGUGACAAAUGAUCCCAGGAAACGUGACCUCAAGUGCAGGUUGUUGAGAAUUUGUCAGUGA